Manihot esculenta (cassava) is the source of this 513-nucleotide messenger RNA. RefSeq lists its product as uncharacterized. NCBI's taxonomy places the organism in Eukaryota, Viridiplantae, Streptophyta, Magnoliopsida, Malpighiales, Euphorbiaceae. The coding region runs from base 1 to 513 and encodes 170 amino acids. The record is from RefSeq and is a predicted model, not a curated record. The transcript has a single exon.
AUGGGAGAUCCUCUAAGCUUGCAACUUUUUGAUCGUCCAGGUAUGGCUUUGGUCUCUGUACCUCUCAUAGGAACUAACUUUCAAUCUUGGAAUAGGGUUGUUAGAAUAGCCUUAGGUGUCAAAAUGAUGUUAGAGUUUGUCAAAGGAACAGUUUCGACACCUAGUAAGGAUUCUAAGGGUUACGAAAAGUGGAGAAGAUGUGACUUCAUGAUCACAUCUUGCAUUCUUAACUCCAUCUCCAAAGAGUUGGUGGAUGGAUUCAUCUAUAUUGCUUCUGCUAGAGACCUCUGGUUAGAGAUCUGUGAAAGAUUUGGAGAAUGCAACAGGCCUAUGAUAUAUAAGUUGCAUCGAAAAAUUUCUCCUAUAUCUCAAGAGAAUGCUUCUGUCUCUGUCUACUUUACUAAGCUAAAGAGAUUUUAUGAUGAGCUUAGCUCAAUGGAAACUCUCCCUAUUUGUAUCUGUGGGGUUUCUAGAGCGAUUACAGAAAUAACGAGUAGAAACAGACUUAUGUAG